Molecule: messenger RNA, 1600 nt
Organism: Syngnathoides biaculeatus (alligator pipefish)
Lineage: Eukaryota; Metazoa; Chordata; Actinopteri; Syngnathiformes; Syngnathidae
Gene: tpk2
Product: thiamin pyrophosphokinase 2
Exons: 8
Coding region: 71-970 (299 amino acids)
Molecular function (GO): 8-oxo-dGDP phosphatase activity
Source: RefSeq, a predicted model, not a curated record
GAAGCCGGUGGACAUUUGUCUUUUUUCAAGUUUUCACUUGUGUGGCACCUGAGCCUACUUGCGGUUUGCCAUGGCUAACGCUCUCUGGUCAGAUAAAGUACUCCAGCUCCUCCACCGAAUGAAUAACUUUUAUUUGCCAGGCUCCUGUCGUGCCAACUGUCUUCGUUUUGAGAUCGACGGAAUCAAAGUUGGCUGGAUUGUGCCGCACGUAGCCUCGCUGUUGGCGAGCUACGGCGAUGUCUUCAGGUCGCCUCACGGGGGCGCACUUUCGCUGUGCAGCAGCCUGGACUCGUACGACAAAAGGUCCCAAGCAGUGGACGCUGUUCUGUCCAACCUGAGACGCGAUCCUUCACUGCGCUGCCUAAAAGGUUGGAGAAAUGAGAGGUAUAACGUGAUGGACAAAUUCUCAGACCCUCCACUGAUGUGGAUGGAAAGAGCAGCUACCAGUCUUUUUGGGGUGAAGCGCUAUGGAGUCCAUAUCAAUGGUUACACCGUUAAGAGCGGCGAAGUCUUCAUGUGGCUAGCGCGGCGCUCCCCGACCAAGCAGACCUAUCCUGGACUACUCGACAACUUGGCAGCCGGCGGUCUGGCUGCUGGUUUUAGCAUCAAACACACGCUAGUAAAAGAAUGUCAGGAAGAGGCAUGCAUCCCACAAGCACUUGCAGAAAUGGCCCGCCCUGUAUCCACAGUAAGCUACACCUAUGAAGACGGCGAGGGGGUCUUUUCAGAAACUCAGUUCAUCUUUGAUUUGGAACUUCCUACUGCCUUCAAGCCCAGAGUCGGGGAUGGAGAAGUGCAGGAAUUCUACCUCCUGCCUAUCGAAAAGGUGAAGGAACUACUGGUCACUGAAGAUUUCAAGCCCAACUCUGCUAUGGUGGUCUUGGACUUUCUCAUUAGACAUGCUUUUAUUGAGCCUGACAGAGAACCCUUUUACCAGGAGUUUGUGUCCGGCCUCCAUCAAGCAUUAUAGAACUACAGUACUUUUAAAUUUAUUUCAGGUGGACAGGAUUUGUAAUCAACAGGCCAUUUUUAACUCCAUGGAUAUGUUUUACAGAUUUAGUUCUUUUUCCCCACCAAAAUGAGUUAACCAAGUUGUGUUAAUACGCUAAUGUCUGUGUCUUGUUUUUGUUUCAUUUUAUUGUAUUCUUAAAAAAAAAAAAAAAUCUUCAAUUGUCUUAUAUCUGCCUCACAGUUCUGAUGACCGGAGUUCAAAUCCCAGCCCCGCCUGUGUGGCAUUUGCAUGUUGUCUCCAGGUACUCCGGUUUCUUCCCACAUCCCAAAAACAUGCAUGGUAGCUUGUAUUGAAGCCUUAAAAUCCUUGUAGGCAUUAAUGUGUUUGUGAAUACUCUUUUUUUUUUUUUUUUUUUUUUUUUUUUUUAAAUAUCCAUCCUUCCAUUUUUUUUUUUUUUGCCGCUUAUCCUCACAACCAUUUCAGGGUGUAGCCCGCCUCUCCCCCAAAGAUAGCUGGAAAGGCUCAUUUCUUUACCCACAGUAAUAGCACAAGUAUUACAAAUUGUUAGCGGUAAACAUCCAUCUUUGUCACAAGCUAAAGCAGCCAGGCCAAUGAAUGGAUAUACAGAAUAAAAAACUAUUCAUAAAU